AUGAAGAAACAAGACGUGAUAAAUGGUUAUACAACUAUAACUACCAGUAACCGAAUCGAGCAGCAACUUAGCCCAUCAACAAAAUCAAAUGUCAAUAAUAGUCCUGAUCCAGUAAUUAUCGCAAAACUUUACGCGAUUAAGGAGGCUAUUGCAGAUAGAGUGGAGAUGCAUAAAAAUAUUGGAGAGCAAAGAAGCCAAUGGAACAAUAUGCUUUUGACAUCAAUUAAUGUCAUAACUUUAGCAGCUGCUACAAUGACUGCAAUUGCAGCUACUAGUACUGUCGUAACUGGUCAAGUUUUCGGACUUAAAAUUUCUUCCACUUUAUUGUACUUAGCUGCUACUGUAAUGUUGGUGGUCAUGAAUAAAUUACAACCAUCCCAACUCGCUGAAGAACAACGAAUCGCGGCUAGAUUGUUCCAAAAUCUCCUUAACCAAAUCGACACAACUUUAUCAAUCGGUCACCCUGUGACUAGUGAUGUUCAGGAAGCUAUGGAUAAUAUCUUGGCUCUUGACAAAGCAUAUCCUCUUCCCAUUCUCGGUAUAAUGCUCGAUAAAUUCCCAUCUUCUGUCGAACCUGCUGUGUGGUGGCCUCAACAACGACGAAUACAAGUCAAGAAGAUUAAUCAAAAUAUAAACAAUUGGAAUGGUUGGAACGGGAAAUUGGAGGAAGAAAUGAGAGAAAUAAUGGGAAUUUUAGAGAAAAAAGAUCAAGAAGAAUAUAUUAGGCUAGGGAAAAAGGCUUUGAAAUUGAAUAAGAUUUUAGCCAUUUGUGGUCCUUUAAUAACAGGGCUAGGAGCCAUUGGCUCUGCUUUUGUGGGAUCUUGGGCAGCUGUGGUAGGUAUUGUGGCGGGGGCGUUGGCGACGAUCGUUAACACAAUUCAACAUGGUGGACAAGUUGGAAUGGUUUUUGAAAUGUAUAGGAAUAAUGCAGGUUUUUUUAAGUAUAUGCAAGAAAAUAUUGAAUUUAAUUUGAUGGAAAAAGAUGUUGGGAGAAGGGAAAAUGGUGAAGUGUUUGAAUUGAAGGUAGCUUUGAUGUUAGGUAGGAGUUUAUUAGAAGUAAGAAAUCUUGCUAAUGCUUCUUCUUGGAAAGGAGAACAACUAGAUGAAUUUGCUAGCAAGCUUUUUUAG
Nicotiana tabacum (common tobacco) is the source of this 1128-nucleotide messenger RNA. Its product is annotated as putative F-box protein At4g22030. The record is from RefSeq and is a predicted model, not a curated record. NCBI's taxonomy places the organism in Eukaryota, Viridiplantae, Streptophyta, Magnoliopsida, Solanales, Solanaceae.